CCCACCCCUGCCCUGCCCCUCCUACCUUCCAGGCAGUAGAUGAGCCCUGUGUAAACCCUCCCCUUAGAACCUGAGAGGCUUAGGAAGGAGGGAGGGCUGUUUGGUGGUGGGGCACCGGCCAAGGGUAUUUACUAUGCAGGAGGGGAGGCCAGUGGAGACAGUAGCUCUCAGCUGUGCUCUGGCUCAUCCUGCAGACAUGCACCAGCGGCAACCGGGCUCGUCUCUGGGCCUCGCCCCCGCGCAGGGGCUUUGAAUGCAGCCGCCCCCAUGAGAACACUGGCCCGGGGUUCCAAGCCUAAGCCUCUGUCUGUGGAGACUGAGCUAUGUGGGCCUGGGCCUGGGCCACAGCAGCCCUCCUCUGGCUACAGACUACAGGAGUGGGGGCACGGCUGGCCGUUCAUGUGGAGUCCCCUAAUAUUACCAUACCCAACCACAAGAGAUUGCCAGGCUCCUUCAAGCCACCAGAGGCCUCUGGACCUGAGCUCUCAGAUGCCCACAUGACAUGGCUGAACUUUGUCCGCCGGCCAGAUGAUGGGGCCUCUAGAAAACGGUGCCGUGGCCGGGCUAAGUCGCGAGGCCUCUCGGGUCUCCCAGGGCCCCCGGGACCUCCUGGCCCUCCUGGCCCUCCUGGUUCCCCUGGUAUGGAAGUCACCCCAGAGGCCUUGCUGCAGGAAUUUCAGGAGAUGUUGAAAGAGGCCACGAAACUUCGAUUCUCAGGGCUACCAGAUACAUUGUCACCCCAGGAACCCAGCCAGCGGCUGGUGGUUGAGGCCUUCCACUGCCGCUUGAAAGGCCCUGUGCUAGUGGACAAGAAGACAUUGGUGGAACUACAAGGAUUCCAGGCCCCUGCUGCCCAAGGUGCCUUUGUGCGGGGAUCUGGCCUGAGCCUGCCCUUGGGCAGAUUCACAGCUCCAGUCUCUGCCAUCUUCCAGUUUUCUGCCAGCCUGCACGUGGACCGAAGUGAACUGCAGGGCAGAGGCCGGUUGCGUACCAGGGACACUGUUCGUGUCCUCAUUUGUAUUGAGUCCCUGUGCCAUCACCACACGUCCUUGGAGGCUGUAUCAGGCCUGGAGAGCAACAGCAGGGUCUUCACAGUGCAGGUUCAGGGGCUGCUGCAGCUACAGUCUGGACAGUAUGUCUCCGUGUUCGUGGACAACAGUUCUGGAGCAGUUCUCACCAUCCAGAACAGCUCCAGUUUCUCCGGACUGCUCUUGGGUACAUAGGGGAGCCGAAGAGAUGAUGAUUGAGGAGCCAACACCUUGCCUCUUAGAGGA
Molecule: messenger RNA, 1274 nt
Organism: Phodopus roborovskii (desert hamster)
Lineage: Eukaryota; Metazoa; Chordata; Mammalia; Rodentia; Cricetidae
Gene: C1qtnf12
Product: C1q and TNF related 12
Exons: 8
Coding region: 324-1223 (299 amino acids)
Biological process (GO): positive regulation of D-glucose import across plasma membrane; negative regulation of gluconeogenesis; positive regulation of insulin receptor signaling pathway
Molecular function (GO): hormone activity
Source: RefSeq, a predicted model, not a curated record